Molecule: messenger RNA, 1863 nt
Organism: Gongylonema pulchrum
Lineage: Eukaryota; Metazoa; Nematoda; Chromadorea; Rhabditida; Gongylonematidae
Source: the annotation of a GenBank genome assembly
AUGUGGGGCCAGAGUGCCAGGAUCCGAACAAUCAUAUUAUUCUUGGAUAAUUUUUCAGCAUGCGAUGAUGGUAUUUUGGCUGCAUGUGGUGGACAGGAUAAUGUGGUGCGUUUAUGGCGUUUUUCUGCUUCAAAAAUGGCUGACGAAGAUUGUGACGAAGGAAGAAUUCGGUUUAAAACGAUUGAAUUCACAUCAUUAAAUGACAAAUCUAAAGUGACUUUCACCAUUACCAUUGAGGCGGUUUUAAGUGCACACGACGACUGGAUUUUUUCGCUGGAAUGGCAUCCCAGUAAACUGCAACUUAUGAGUGCUUCUAAUGAUAAAACAAUCAUCAUAUGGGAACCAAUGGAAGCUGCUUCUGGCUUGUGGCUUGAUAAAGUUCGUGUAGGCGAUGUUGGUGGUCAGGCGGUGGGCUUCUUUGGAGCUUGUUUUUCGCCGGAUGGCAGCACAAUUCUUGCUUACUCAUAUUUUGGAGGUUUCUUCUCAUGGCAACUUCAACAGGAAGCUGGCGAUGAUACGAGUUGGAGAGGUAUCGCAACAUUUGGUGGUCAUUCAGACGCUGUAAAAGAUAUUUCAUGGGAUCGCACUGGAAGUUGCCUUCUGUCGUGUUCAGUUGACCAGACUACACGUUGCUAUGCGCCCUGUCGUGAAUUUAAAAUGAUAUGUGAAAUUGCUCGGCCGCAGCUUCAUGGCUAUGAUUUAAAUUGCAUCACUUCUGUAUCCAGCAGUUGUUUCGUUUCUGGUGCUGAUGAAAAAAUACUUCGAGUUUUUACUGUACCGCGAAGUUUCGUGGAAGCGCUGAAAAAUGUCUCGAAGUUUGACCCAAAUAAGUUAUUCCCAAACUCUGAAAAAAUCGCCGAACGUAAUGCUUCGGUGCCUGCGUUGGGCUUGUCGAAUAAAGCUACGGACAGUAAGGCAAGUGGUGACACAGCAAGCACAAACGUUGCAUCUUUAAACGUUGGUAAGGCUUACGUUGGUGCUGGAUUGCCCACUGAGGAACAACUGAUGCAAGAUACGUUGUGGCCUGAAGUCCAGAAAUUGUACGGACAUGGCUUUGAAGUAUUCUGCGUAGCAUGUAAUCAUUCGGGCACGCUUAUUGCAAGUGCUUGCAAGGUGAGUUUAUUAUUCGAUUUUUUUUUCAUUGGUUUACACGGUUUUAAAAUCCAGGUUUGCGUUCCUUGGAUUUUCAGUUUUUUGGUGGUCUAUAAUUUCAAUUUAAGUGGUCCAUUAAUUCAGGCUAGUCGUAUUGAACAUGCAAAAAUCAUGAUUUGGGAUAGCGAAAGUUGGCGACGUCGAUGCGAGCUUCAGUACCACAAACUUACUGUUGUACAGCUUGCGUUUUCGACAAAUGACCAGUUCUUGUUAUCUGUUUCUCGCGACAGAAAUUUUGCUAUUUUUGCUCAAUCUCCGGAAGGUACUGUUUUUGCUGAUACUAUUUUUUGUUCGAUAAAAAAAAGCUUUUCCACUUGUAAAAACACUUCAGCUGCAAAUGUUGGAGAACCAUUGUGCUUUUGGCGAUUUGAUGGAAGAGAUAUUGAAUUGAUGGCGGAAAAUAAGUAUUCUUGUGCCGUGACAGCAGUUGAUUUUGUUCCCGAGAUACUUGAUGGACGUUACAUUCUUGCUGUUGGCUUUGAAAAUGGUGAAAUUGGGAUCGAAAAUUGGACCCGCAACGGUGCUAGUAGCGAAAUCACCUGCCUCAAACGAUGGCCAGCUCAUUCGCAAACAAUAAACAGACUCAGGUUUCGUCCGAAGAAAGGUUUAUGGUUGCAUGAUGAGUUCAGCGGUCUUGCGUGGGAACUGGCCUCGGCAAGCAACGAUAAUGCUGUGAAAGUUCAUCAACUCAUUUUGUAGUGUCUGGAUUAG